UUUAAGAAACACAUAUUAACUCACACAGGAGAGAAACCUUUCAGGUGCUCAGUCUGUAAAACAUCUUUUGCACAGAGUGGUCAUUUAAAGAGACACAUGUUAACUCACACAGGAGAGAAACCUUUCAGCUGCUCAGUCUGUAAAACAUCUUUUGCACAGAGUGGUCAUUUAAAGAGUCACAUAUUAACUCACACAGGAGAGAAAUCUUUCAGGUGCUCAGUCUGUAAAACGUCUUUUACAGAGAGCAGUCAUUUAAAGAGACACAUGUUAACUCACACAGGAGAGAAACCUUUCAGCUGCUCAGUCUGUAAAACAUCUUUUGCACGGAGUGGUCAUUUAAAGAGUCACAUGUUAACUCACACAGGAGAGAAACCUUUCAGCUGCUCGGUCUGUAAAAGAUCUUUUGCACAGAGCAUUUAUUUAAAGAAACACAUGUUAACUCACACAGGAGAGAAACCUUUCAGCUGCUCAGUCUGUAAAAGAUUUUUUACACUGAGCAGUCAUUUAAAGAGACACAUGUUAACUCACACAGGAGAGAAACCUUUCAGCUGCUCAGUCUGUAAAAGAUGUUUUACACUGAGCAGUCAUUUAAAGAGUCACAUGUUAACUCACACAGGAGAGAAACCUUUCAGCUGCUCAGUCUGUAAAACAUCUUUUGCACAGAGUGGUCAUUUAAAGAGUCACAUGUUAACUCACACAGGAGAGAAACCUUUCAGCUGCUCGGUCUGUAAAAGAUCUUUUGCACAGAGCAUUUAUUUAAAGAAACACAUGUUAACUCACACAGGAGAGAAACCUUUCAGCUGCUCAGUCUGUAAAAGAUCUUUUACAGAGAGAGGAACUUUAAAGAGUCACAUGUUAACUCACACAGGAGAGAAACCUUUCAGCUGCUCAGUCUGUAAAAGAUCUUUUACAGAGAGAGGAACUUUAAAGAGUCACAUGUUAACUCACACAGGAGAGAAACCGUUCACCUGCUCCAUCUGUAAAAGAUCUUUUACAGAGAGAGGAACUUUAAAGAGUCACAUGUUAACUCACACAGGAGAGAAACCUUUCAGCUGCUCAGUCUGUAAAACAUCUUUUGCACACAGGAUAACUUUAAAGAGUCACAUGUUCACUCACACAGGAGAGAAACCUUUCAGCUGCUCAGUCUGUAAAAGAUUUUUUACACUGAGCAGUCAUUUAAAGAGACACAUGUUAACUCACACAGGAGAGAAACCUUUCAGCUGCUCAGUCUGUAAAAUAUGUUUUACACUGAGCAGUCAUUUAAAGAGUCACAUGUUAACUCACACAGGAGAGAAACCUUUCAGCUGCUCAGUCUGUAAAACAUCUUUUGCACGGAGUGGUCAUUUAAAGAGUCACAUGUUAACUCACACAAAAGAGAACUCGUUUUAGUUGUUCUGGUUUUGGUAAAGUUGACAUUUCUCGACUCCCUCACUUGUCAACAAGACCUUGAGAAACUGGACCUCCCUCGUUUUGGGCAGUGACUCACUUCCAACUGGGAGGACUCUAUCCACUAACCACUACGAAGCCAUCUCCACUAAGAGAAUAUUAUCUGGGUAGAGAAGUCACCGUGUUUGUUUUGUUUAGCUUUAUUUGCUCUGUUCUUUGUCAUCGGGUAUUUUAUGAACCACCGAGUGUUCCUGUUGUGCUUGUAGCUGCUGUCAUAGCGAUCCAGUCUGCUGAGCUUUGUUGAGUUGAGAUCCUCCACCAAGAAUAUGUCAGCAGACUGUAUUUCAUCAGUUAUCUCUAUGAAGACAUCAUGUCAACAUGUUCUCCUCUAUGAAGACAUCAUGUCAACAUGUUCUCCUCUAUAAAGACAUCAUGUCAACAUGUUCUCCUCUAUGAAGACAUGUCAACAUGUUCUCCUCUACACAUGAAGACAUCAGCAUCGCCAGUUCAACCCAUCCAGUAGAAUCUAGUCUUUGGCUUUUAUUUUCUACACAUGUGAGACGUUCAAAGUCCAGCUGGCCCUGAACGCAGCACAGCCCAGUAAUGAGAGCCGUUGGCUCCUGCUGAGCUUCACUGUUGAUUUUGAGACAUUAUUAAUGACUUUUUAAGCCCCGUUCUGGAGUCAGUUCUAAGAUCUUUGAACAUUCAACAGAUACUUGAUACUCUUUUUGAUUGUUCUCAUUAAAUCACACAAUAUGUCCCUCA
Pseudoliparis swirei is the source of this 2151-nucleotide messenger RNA. RefSeq names its product oocyte zinc finger protein XlCOF7.1-like. The annotation marks the transcript as partial. Gene Ontology annotation, molecular function: RNA polymerase II cis-regulatory region sequence-specific DNA binding; DNA-binding transcription factor activity. The record is from RefSeq and is a predicted model, not a curated record. NCBI's taxonomy places the organism in Eukaryota, Metazoa, Chordata, Actinopteri, Perciformes, Liparidae. Gene Ontology annotation, biological process: regulation of transcription by RNA polymerase II. The transcript has a single exon.